AUGCGCUCACUUGAAGUGCUUUGCUCAUUGGCCAGGGAGAUGGGGUCGGCAAGCCAGGCGCUGUCGCUAAGAGAUCGGCGUGGGGAUGCUCAACGCAGUGGGUCUCAUAGCAGGUCAAAAAAUAGUGGUGGCAACAGAGAUAGACUUCAGAAGGCUGAAAUUAUUCAGCACUGUUUGGCGACGCUUAAGUGUAUAAAAGCCCUGUUGUUGUUGUUUGAUUCCAAGAGUGAGGACACCACCACCACCGCUGACCUUUCUCUUGACACUCUACGGUUCUGUGGGUGGCAAUACGUUGACCUAGAACACCUUCAGCGGGAGCUCGUAAGUGGCGAGCAAAAAGACACCGACGACGCCAUGUUGGUGGCCGCUCUCUUGAACGACACGUACGUUUCGUGGAUUAACUGCAGCCGCCUACUGUCGGAAACACUCUGUCACGACUGGGCGGCGGUACAAACUCUGGGUGGUGGCAGCAGCUGUUUUUCUAACCCCUAUGGUUUGCCGUUGGCAUCGCGGGAGUCGAGGCCUGAUCAUGCGGUGGACGCCAAUGUGAAGCCAGCUGAAGAAAAGAUAAGGGGAAAAGAGAGGGAAGGGUGGGACUCUUCCGAAGUUCCAUGUAAUGCCGCUAUUAAGCUACCACUCUUGGCGUCGCAGUUAUGGGCCCCAGAUGUGAAGGCAUGGCUGAUGCCUGAAGGNCCAGCGGCCCAAUGCCAUCCAUUUUCAGGCCCUGCUGGCCUCUUGGAUUCGUCGCUCUACGAAUGGGAUAAGAACGACAUCGAUGAUAGCGAUGAGCUUCCAACUCAAAGCGUAGAGUUGUUCUCUGUUGCAACAGCUACGAAAGGUACUCAGGCAGCUCCGCUAGAGGAGGAAAGAGGUCUUGUGGUGGCGUUGAACACCAGUGAUGAGGGCAAGCCCUCAUCCACGUCUCCGCUCAUCCAAGGGAUGACCAAGACGCAGAAGAAGAAAGUCCCUUGGAAGACGCGCUCCCAACAGGUGUCGAGGGCACCAAGUUUAAGGCACUUGGUGGAGACGGUGUUGACGGAGGACUACGGGUGGAGCAACUUGCAAUUGAAGGUGCAUGAGGUGCGCUUGGAACAGGCUACCACCGGGUGGGUGGUAGAGGCACAGGUAACGCUGGAUGACGGAAGGAUUAAGGUGAUUGCUCGUUCCCCCCCGCGCCAGCGUUCCCGCGUGGCGCAGCGCUGUAUCAUAUUGUAUUUGGCCCAACAGUUUCUUCCAAAUGAAUUGGUACACUACUGCUCACUCCAGCGCAGCGAUGUUUUUCCAUCGGAUAUGGCUCUGGGCGUGGAGCGUCUUGGUGAAGGUGGCUUCGAGGGAGGUGCGGUGUUCCAGUCCACUACCGACAUGAUCACUCAAGUUAUGAAUCUCAUAGAGGACGCAGACCCCGCACUGGCCCCGUUGUCGUGUUCGGUGGAGGAAUAUGGCGCAACUCAAGCGAGUCACAAAAGUGAGGGGUGGCACACGCAGCCGAAAUCUCGUCGGUACCGCGCUGUUUUGUGUUCACAAGCCGUGAAUGUUAUCAGCGAGCGCGUCGGCACAGAGGAUGAGAGUGCGGUGGGUGUGUUGUGCAGCGCGUUGCGUGCGGUGACCAAUCGUCUCGCUGGGGCAAAGGGCGAGCAGCUGUGGACGGAGUACGAGUGUCAUGCGCCGCCGCCCAUCGCCACUUCGCGUGAGCUGUCACUCUACAUGUUUAACGCCUUUUUUGGGGAUGUGCCACCAGCGGGUUGCCUCCAAAUUGACACUUCUUCUAAACCAGUUAAGGGAGUUGGUACAUUGUGGAAGGGCACGGCGUCGCUUUGCAUCAAUGGGCAAUGUGUGCAACUAGCAGAGGCGUACGCGUCCUCGAAGCGGGAUGCCGCAGUGCACGCCGCUAUUCUUGCCUGUCGGCUGAAUUUUUCGGACAGAUUGCAGUGGCUUCUUAGGAAGCCAGCGGACUCAACUGAGGGGGUGCAGUUGGAGGUCGCACAUGAGGUGCUUGAGCAGAAGAUUCUCACAUCUGUGGAAGAGGCAAUCGAAGCGGCAGACGCCGACAGCCGCGGGGUGAUGCCGUCGGCUUUUGACCUUCUUCGCCAUUUUGUGGCGAAGGAGUAUCACCAUUCCCGCGUAGUGGAGGCGCGGGUGUCUGAGAACGGGGACACAACGUACACCUGUGAGCUGUUCAUUCUGUCCAAUGGUUCGGUGGAGAUGCCGCCGCAUCAGAUAUCUCAGGCCGUGGGCGCCACUGCAAGUGAGGCACGAGGACAGGCGUCGAUGAUUGCCCUGCAGACUAUGUUCAAGAAACAGUACGAAGCGGUACUUGUUCAGUCCAAGUCCCCAUAA
Molecule: messenger RNA, 2337 nt
Organism: Trypanosoma grayi
Lineage: Eukaryota; Euglenozoa; Kinetoplastea; Trypanosomatida; Trypanosomatidae
Exons: 1
Coding region: 1-2337 (778 amino acids)
Source: RefSeq, a predicted model, not a curated record